Molecule: messenger RNA, 771 nt
Organism: Tetrahymena thermophila SB210
Lineage: Eukaryota; Ciliophora; Oligohymenophorea; Hymenostomatida; Tetrahymenidae
Product: syntaxin 6, amine-terminal protein
Exons: 4
Biological process (GO): vesicle-mediated transport
Cellular component (GO): membrane
Source: RefSeq, a predicted model, not a curated record
AAAUAUAUAAAAAGAAAUCUAAUCAAAUAAUCUAUUUGUUAAUUUUGUUAAAAAAAUUUCAAAAUAAGCAGAAAAAUGGACUAGAACGUUGUCAAUUUUGACAAACAACUAGAUAACUGUACUCAAGUUAUAACUACUAUAAAAUAGCUUACCCUUUAAAGAAAUUAGGCUAUUUAGCAAAAGAACAACUAACCAAUUAUGAAAAUUGAAUAUGAUUUGAGAUAAAACAUUGAUAAUAUGAAAUAGCAAAUUCCUAAAUUAUAAUAAAGCUGUGAUGACAUUUGCAGAAAUAAUAAUAAAUAUAAAAUUACUAAAUAGGAGUCAGAAAAAAGAAUGAAUCAAUUUCAAAAUCUGAAAAAUUAAUUUAUUCAGUCAGAAUAAGCAGCUUUUGCUGUCAAAAGAAAAAUCGAAAUUGUGGCAAACUAAGAAAAACUUUUUUAAGGUAGAACAAAUGACGUAGAAAUGCAAGAUAUGUCUUCUUAUGAAAUUUAGUAACAUAGAUCUGCCUUAUAAUAAAAAGAAAACUAAGCUAUAGAUAGUGCAAACGAUUUAGUAGAAUCACUGAUUAGCAAAUAAAAGCAAGUAGGAUAAAUGAUUGUAGAUUCUACAGAUCCUCUUGAGCACAUUAAUAAAAGAGCAGAUUAAGUUAAUUAAAAAAUGUAGACUAUGUCAAGUAGAUUUGAAGAUUUACUAAGGACUACAAGCAACAAUACUCUUUGGAUAAUUAUAAUUAUCAAUAUUUUUAUUCUAGUUUUUUUAAUUUCUUUAUGA